Phalaenopsis equestris is the source of this 2477-nucleotide messenger RNA. Its product is annotated as LRR receptor-like serine/threonine-protein kinase FEI 1. Lineage: Eukaryota; Viridiplantae; Streptophyta; Magnoliopsida; Asparagales; Orchidaceae. Gene Ontology annotation, molecular function: protein binding; ATP binding; protein kinase activity. Gene Ontology annotation, biological process: protein phosphorylation. The record is from RefSeq and is a predicted model, not a curated record.
CACGUGUGAACCGACUUAUGGGCACCAAGACACCCACCUUCUCUCUAUUUUCCUGCAAACGAGGGCGGUUCGCCUCCUUCAAUCAAUACGGUGAAUCCACAUCUCCCCGGCUCCAGUCUUUCAUCUAUCUUGACGCCCGCGUAAAUUCUAGGGUUCCACCAAUUUUUCAUCCACAUUCAUGCCUGCCUUUGCUCGUCGCUUUUUUUUUACUUUUCUGAAUCACUGCACACACCAGAUGCAAUUUUCUUCUUGAGCAGCAGGAUGGAAAUGACGAGCAUGAUGGAUAAUAAUUAUAUGAUGGAGACACACUUAGAUCUUUUAUUGGAGGAUUAAUUUUCUGCCUAUCGCAUUUGACAUGCAUCUUGAUGGGCUUGCAUAUGAUGAAAUAUCGGAACCUGCAAAUUGGUUCUAUUUUACUAGUUUAUUUUGCAGUGAUGGUGAACUGUUCUAUCAAUUCAGAUGGUGCUGCACUUCUUAGUUUUAAGUCAGCAAUUGUUGGUUCUGAUGGUAUCUUUCUUCAAUGGAAUCAAGAGGAUCCUGAUCCUUGCAAGUGGAGAGGAGUGGCAUGCGAUCCGCAAUCAAAGAGAGUAACUCAUUUGAGUCUGUCCAAUCACAGGUUGAUUGGAUAUAUUUCACCGGAGAUUGGAAAGAUAAACCAUUUAAAGAUAUUAGCUCUUCACGGCAAUAGUUUAUACGGAACUGUUCCUCCUGAGCUUGGAAACUGUACUGAUUUACAGAUUUUAUACUUGCAGGGGAACUACUUAAGUGGUGGCAUCCCCUCUGAAUUUAGUAACCUCUCAGAGCUAGAGAAUCUGGAUGUUUCAAGCAACACAUUGAGCGGAUCCAUACCUCCAUCACUUACUAAGCUGUACAAACUAAAAUCAUUCAAUGUGUCGAUGAACUUUUUGACUGGCACAAUACCAUCGGAAGGUGCUCUUCUUAAAUUUGGUGGGAAUUCCUAUCUUGGCAAUCGUGACCUUUGUGGGAGUCAAAGCGUUUUAUGCAGGAAUGAGCUUCCAUCACCGGUGGCCAAUUCUCAAGCACCAUCUUCAGGUAGUUUCCAGCAAAACAAGAAAAGUGAUUCUACCAAGCUUGUCAUUAGCGCAGUAGCAACAGUUGGCGCUUUGUUGUUAGUGGCUCUGAUGUGUUUCUGGGGAUGCUACCUUUACAAGCAAUUUGGCAAAGAUGAUGCCAGAAAUCUAGGAAUGGAUGUCAGUGGAGGUGCAAAUGUAGUAAUGUUUCAUGGGGAUUUACCCUACUCAUCGAAGGAAAUGUUGAAGAAACUUGAAAUGCUUACCGAUGAAAAUAUUAUAGGUUCCGGUGGAUUUGCAACUGUAUACAAGCUGGCCAUGGAUGAUGGCAAUACUUUUGCGUUGAAAAGGAUAAUGAAGACAAAUGUAUCUUUAGACCGUUUAUUUGAUAGGGAACUUGAAAUCUUGGGCAGCAUCAAACAUCGUUAUUUAGUUAAUCUACGGGGUUAUUGCAAUUCACCAUCAUCAAAGUUGUUGCUAUAUGAUUAUUUAGCUGGUGGAAGCUUAGAUGAAGCACUACAUGAAAGAACGGAGCAAUUGGACUGGGAUGUUCGCCUUAAUAUUAUAUUAGGGGCUGCAAAAGGUCUUGCAUACCUGCAUCAUGAUUGUUCACCACGAAUCAUACAUCGUGACAUCAAGUCAAGCAACAUAUUACUUGAUGGCAAUCUGGAGGCUCGUGUAUCAGAUUUUGGCCUUGCAAAACUCUUGGAGGAUGAAGAGUCUCAUAUCACUACAAUAGUUGCUGGAACUUUUGGUUAUCUAGCUCCAGAAUAUAUGCAGAGUGGUCGGGCCACUGAAAAGACGGAUGUGUACAGUUUUGGAGUUUUGGUUCUUGAAAUAAUAAGUGGCAAACGGCCAACUGAUUCAUCGUUCAUUGAAAAGGGCUUGAACAUUGUAGGAUGGUUAAAUUUCUUGAUUGUGGAGGAUCGUCGGAGAGAGAUGAUAGACCCGCAGUGCGAGGGAGUACAGCUUGAAAGUCUGGAUGCAUUGCUCUUAGUUGCAAUUAGAUGCGUGUCUUCCAGUCCUGAUGAUCGGCCAACCAUGCAUAGGGUGGUGCAGAUACUGGAAUCAGAAGUCAUGACUCCAUGUCCAAGUGAUUUCUAUGACUCCAGCUCAGAUUGAAGCGGGAAAAUGAAUUCUUCUCCUACACAUAAUAGCUGAGGCUUCAUUGAUUCUCUUUAUUUGUAUUUUGUUUCUUUUCAGCCUGCAUAUUUUUGCAUCUUCAUGGUUAACAAUAGCCUCGUUUCUGUCAUUUAGUUCUAUUAUUCUUCAUGGAAUGUCUCAGGAUUAUUUAUGCAGACAUUUUCUAGGUAAGACUGCUAGUACAUUUUGGGAUCUGCUUUCCAAAAGUGUUUCGCUUUGAAAUUAGUGCACAUAUGUAUACUUUUUGAAACUUGACUCCAUAUGCUGAAGGGAAAUAAAAUUUCUGCGAUUGGUGUGGAAUUG